CACGCGCUCUGCGGAUAUAUAAAGGAGGGGUCUGUCCACAGGGGCCACAGUUUCUUUGAGUCAAAACUCUAGAAAGCAUCAAAAAAUGAGCGGAAGAGGCAAAACCGGAGGCAAAGCCAGAGCUAAGGCCAAGACCCGCUCCUCUCGGGCCGGGCUCCAGUUCCCGGUCGGUCGUGUCCACAGGCUGCUGCGUAAAGGAAACUAUGCGCAGCGUGUGGGAGCUGGCGCCCCCGUCUACCUGGCGGCUGUGCUGGAGUACCUGACCGCUGAGAUCCUGGAGCUGGCUGGAAACGCUGCCCGCGACAACAAGAAGACCCGGAUCAUCCCCCGUCACCUGCAGCUGGCUGUCCGCAACGACGAGGAGCUCAACAAGCUGCUGGGUGGAGUCACCAUCGCUCAGGGCGGCGUGCUGCCCAACAUCCAGGCUGUUCUGCUGCCCAAGAAGACCGAGAAGGCCGCCAAGAAGUAAAGCUGGAGACCCUCCCUGCUGGAAACAGCCCCACAAAGGCUCUUUUAAGAGCCAAACAAAACGCUGAUAGGGAGACGUUUUCCAUUUCUGUUUAACUUGAAUGAACAACCACACAAAUGGUCUACAUGUAAAUAAAACAUUGAAGAAUGAA
Molecule: messenger RNA, 620 nt
Organism: Centropristis striata (black sea bass)
Lineage: Eukaryota; Metazoa; Chordata; Actinopteri; Perciformes; Serranidae
Product: histone H2A
Exons: 1
Coding region: 86-469 (127 amino acids)
Cellular component (GO): nucleosome
Molecular function (GO): structural constituent of chromatin; protein heterodimerization activity; DNA binding
Source: RefSeq, a predicted model, not a curated record